This is a messenger RNA of Beta vulgaris subsp. vulgaris (sugar beet), 1884 nucleotides long. RefSeq lists its product as uncharacterized. The transcript is spliced from 5 exons. The record is from RefSeq and is a predicted model, not a curated record. NCBI's taxonomy places the organism in Eukaryota, Viridiplantae, Streptophyta, Magnoliopsida, Caryophyllales, Amaranthaceae. Bases 1 to 1884 code for a protein of 627 amino acids.
AUGCAUCAUCAUCACCCGUCACUGGUUAUUCUUGCUGAGACAUGGGUGGGGAGGGAGAAGACUGAUGCUAUUAUCGCUGACUUGGGCUUUGACUCUUGGCAUCUGCUGGAACCUGAUGGCUUUGUGGGUGGCAUCCUCCUGAUGUGGAAAUCACAUAGUCUAGAUUUCCAUGUGAUAGGAGAAGGUGCUCAGGGGGUAUAUGGCGUGGUUGAGAAUCUAUGUAAACCUUGGUUAGUUAUAGGAGAUUUUAAUGAUGUUGUCAAUCAAAGUGAGAAAUUAGGAGGUCGGCCUGUUUCUAGAAAAAGAGCAGAUUUAUUUGCGUCCACUAUGGAUAACUGCCAGCUUGUUGAUUUAGGGUUUAAUGGUCCCAAAUUUACAUGGACUAACAAAAGAAAGUCAAAACCGAUCUUCGAGAGACUUGAUAGAGGGUGGGCUAAUACUGAGUGGAUCCAUCUAUAUCCUAAUGCGAACCUGUGGCAUCUCCCAAGAAUUACAUCUGAUCACUGUCCUAUUUUACUUAAUUUCGAAAAUGAGCCCUUUGCCCAAGGCGAUAAACCUUUUAGGUUUGAGCCUAUGUGGCUUCUUGAUAAGGGGUUCAGAGAGGAGGUUCUUAGUCGGUGGCCAAUCCCGUGUGUCUCGAUCCAGAAGAGUCUAAUCACGUUUAAGGACACCCUGUUAGAGAUGAAUCAUGCAACGUUUGGAAAUAUCUAUCGUAGAAAGCGUCACCUCUUAGCUAGGCUUAAGGGUACCCAGACUUACCUCCAGUCUCACCCUACGUCAGUUUUUCAUCAGGAUCUAGAAUCUCAGCUCCAAAAUGACCUGAUAAUGACCUUAGAGCAGGAAGAAGUCCUCUGGAAAACUAAGAGCCGCAUGGAUAGGGUGGGAGAGGGAGAUCGUAACACGGGGAUCAAUAGGUUAAGGGAUAAUGUGGGGAAUGAGAUCAUUGAUCAGAAGGGCAUUCAUGACCUAAUUCUAGCCUUCUAUCAGGAUCUGUAUUCUACAGAGAAAUCAUCUUGUAGGUGGAACCAAAAUGAGGGGGGAUAUUCAAGAGUGGUUUUUAGGCACAGUAGAGUCCCGGAGGAGCUUUGUCAGGCUCUGAUAUGUCUGAUUCCGAAACAGAGUUCCCCAGACACUGUUAAGCAGUUCCGUCCUAUAAGCUUGUGUAACACCCUGUAUAAACUUGUCACCAAGAUUCUAGUCAAUCGCCUUAAACCCUUAAUCUCGACUUGGAUCUCUCAUAAUCAAAACAGCUUUAUCAAGGGAAGGGGUCCUGAUGUUAAUCUUGUGGUUGCAUCUGAAGUGUUACAUUCCAUGAACAAAAAGAAAGGUAAGUGGGGCUGGUUCGCGCUAAAAAUUGACCUUGAAAAGGCAUAUGAUCGUGUUGAGUGGGCCUUUGUGAGGGAAUGUCUUACGAACCUUCAGCUAGAUCUUCCUGCUAUUGACCUGAUUAUGAGCUGCAUUUCCAAUGCCUCCUCUCGUGUUCUAAUCAAUGGUCGCCAGUCUGAGGAGUUUAAACACUCUAGGGGCCUUAGACAGGGGGACCCUAUGUCUCCCUACCUAUUCAACAUUUGCCUUGAAGCUUUGACGGGUAGGAUCAACGAAAGUUGUAUGAGCAAAGUUUGGACUCCAUUUUGGGUUGGGAGAGGUCGUGUCCCCAUUUCUCAUCUCCUCUUUGCUGAUGACCUCCUCCUUUUUGGGAGAGUGGAUGAGGACACAACUUUUGCAGUCCGCACAGUUUUGGAGAGGUUCUGUGAGGACUCAGGUGAAAAGAUUAACGAGGCCAAAAGCAAGCUCAUUUUUUCCCCUAACACUACCAUUGAUCAUAAGAGGCUCUUUAUUGAGACUCUUAAUAUUGAGGAAUCUAAGGAUUUAGGCAGUGGAUGA